AUGAAGCUUUUAGCGCUUUUGUCAUUUUUGGCUCUUGUUGGAAUUGCAUAUUCCCAGUGCUGCAGAGGAUAUCCAGUCGGAGCUUGCGUGAACUCAAUGUGUCCAAAUGGAACAAUGUGCACAAAUGGAUAUUGCUGCCCUGGCUGCUAUGACACCUGCACUAACUGCUAUCAAUAUACCAACUUGUGCAAUAAUCCGUAUUAUUCAUGCACAAUGAGUUGUUGUCAAGCGACUUGUGGAAAAUGCCAUCCAUAA
Caenorhabditis bovis is the source of this 255-nucleotide messenger RNA. NCBI's taxonomy places the organism in Eukaryota, Metazoa, Nematoda, Chromadorea, Rhabditida, Rhabditidae. The record is from the annotation of a GenBank genome assembly.